UGGGUCGGGUUUGAGUCCAGAUCUCAGGGCUUUGCCAGACCUGGCGGGGAGCUUUUGCCUGCCCCCGUCGCGACCAUGUCGUUCUGCAGCUUCUUCGGAGGCGAGGUUUUCCAGAAUCACUUCGAGCCAGGUGUCUACGUGUGUGCCAAGUGUGGCUAUGAGCUGUUCUCUAGUCACUCGAAGUACGCACACUCAUCCCCGUGGCCAGCGUUCACUGAAACCAUCCAUGCAGACAGUGUGACCAAGUGCCCUGAGAAAAACCGACCGGAAGCUUUGAAGGUGUCCUGUGGCAAGUGUGGCAAUGGGUUGGGCCACGAGUUCCUGAAUGAUGGCCCCAAGCGGGGACAAUCGAGAUUCUGAAUAUUUAGCAGCUCACUGAAGUUCAUCCCUAAAGGCAGAGAUGCUCCUGCCUCCCAGGGGCACUAGGACAUGGACUGCGAAUGGCCUGCCCCCGCCAACCACUCCAGCCUCAGUCACUGUAUGAUCUGCUCUGGUCAAAUCCUUCUAUGCCAGCCAGGGUAGUGAUGACCUGUGACCUUCGAGGAGGGGAGUGGGCUGAUGCCGGGGACUCUUGGAUCCUUGUCUUCUGGCAGAGAAAACAGAACUCCGUUUCACAAUCUGCAAGCUCACCUUGCCUCACUCUGGCUUAGGGAAGUGACGGUUGCCCCAUUAGCUGGCCAGCGUGGCAGGGACCUUCUUCUCACCACUCCGUCCAGCGUGUCCCUCCCAAGAGAACGCCACUGUUCUUUAUCGGCGUGCUCGGAAGCUCUUGACAUCUGGGAGAGUGGGUGAAGUUGACACCCACUCCCCCUUGAUUCCUCUCUGGGGUGAGCAAGUAGAAGUCAAUAAACACGCAGCCUGAGCA
This is a messenger RNA of Mus pahari (shrew mouse), 865 nucleotides long. RefSeq names its product methionine sulfoxide reductase B1 (gene Msrb1). Gene Ontology annotation, molecular function: peptide-methionine (R)-S-oxide reductase activity. NCBI's taxonomy places the organism in Eukaryota, Metazoa, Chordata, Mammalia, Rodentia, Muridae. The transcript has 5 exons. The record is from RefSeq and is a predicted model, not a curated record.